Penicillium pulvis is the source of this 1920-nucleotide messenger RNA. RefSeq names its product RibD family protein. Gene Ontology annotation, molecular function: 5-amino-6-(5-phosphoribosylamino)uracil reductase activity. NCBI's taxonomy places the organism in Eukaryota, Fungi, Ascomycota, Eurotiomycetes, Eurotiales, Aspergillaceae. The transcript has a single exon. Gene Ontology annotation, biological process: riboflavin biosynthetic process. The coding region runs from base 1 to 1920 and encodes 639 amino acids. The record is from RefSeq and is a predicted model, not a curated record.
AUGGACCAUGCCUCCCACGCGUCAGACGCGGGCUUACAGGCGGUGACGUCUAGAAGCGGUUCGGCGUCACUGCACAAUGAAGAAACACAGUCUCGAGACGAAGCAAAAAAUACAGACGCAAAGCCCAACCCCAUACCGAGUCCUCGAGAAGAUGUAAUGGACGAAGGCCCCCCGGAAGACCCUCCACAAUCCGAGGAUACCUCAACCCCCGUGGACCUGACCGGCGCGUUGGAAAAGCAAGCGCAGCGGGGCGAUGCAAAUGAUCUGCCGCGGCCUCAUAGCGCAUCCAAUAAUACCAGCGGCAUCGAACCAAGACCACCGGGUCGCAAGCCUGCGGAUAGCCUGUUCGAUAUCCCGCCGAAUCUAUCGAGAAUUCGUAGGCUCCUGUUCGAAUGCAAUGACCCGAUUGAGAUCACACAGGAGGAGUUUGAUACAUACUGGCCAUUCAUUGAUAAUGUUUGGGUCAAGCAAAGAUCAAAUGCUAGCAAGGAAGGACUUUGCACUUCUGACUACUAUAUGUGUCGACUAAGGCGCCCUACGCAUCGUCCAUCUGAGACUCGACCACCAUUACCAGAGGGCAAACGUCCCCGAAAGAAACGCUCACGAGAAGGAGGUACCUGCAACUUUCAAAUCAAGGUUGUUCGGUUUGAAGGCGCAUAUUCAGCCGUCACCAUUUCGAGAACCCCGGGCAGUGACAGUACUCACACCCACGAUCUUGACUAUAGCGACCGCGUGAAGCGUAACUCCGGGGUGAUGGAAUUUGUACGGAGGGAGUCGGUGAAAGGUUAUCUUCCCUCAUCUAUCUACGCCAAGUUUCAAGAAGAGCCCGAGAAGCUCAAUGAAGCCGGAGGCCGCUCGCUCACGGUAACCGAUGUGCGCAAUGUCGCGGCCAAAUGGCGCAUACAAAACCCUGAAGUCCAGCUUGUUCCCCACGAGGGCUACGAAUACCAGAAAGGACAGGGCAUUAUCAAGUCUGCAACAGCCAAUGGCAUCAAUGAGACAUCGCAACCGCAGCCGCAACCUCAAUUACCAUCCCAAAUGCAACCUACUCUUCCAGCCCCAUCGCUUCAAUUACCGCCAGAUACCCUCGCCUUCCCCCAAUUCUCCCUAGAAUUCCUCGAACCAUAUCUGCCUACCUUACCUACCCAUCACUCUGAGAAAAGUGAAUUCCCCCAUGUCACCUUGUCCUAUGCGACGUCAAUGGACUCAAAAAUCUCUCUUCGUGCCGGGAUGCAGACUGUGCUUUCCGGACCCGAGGCCAAGGUGAUGACCCAUUACCUCCGAUCGCGCCACGAUGCAAUACUCAUCGGGGUUGGAACCGUGCUAGCAGAUAAUCCAGGCUUGAACUGUCGACUCGAAGGCGCUGGAGGUUUCGGAGGCCUGGGAAGGAUGUGGCAACCUCGCCCAGUAGUCAUUGAUCCGACGGGACGAUGGCCGAUCCAUCCAGAUGACCGAAUGCUCCGCACUGCCGUCGAAGGAAAAGGCAGGGCCCCUUGGGUGGUAGUUUCGCCAGGAGCUCCAAUUAACUCUGACCGACUCAUGAUGCUCAAGGGCUAUGGUGGCGACUUUCUGCGAAUUGUGGAGUACAAUCGAGACUGGCGCUUACGCUGGGAAGCUAUUCUCCGGGCUCUCGCCUCUGAAGGAAUCAAGAGCGUCAUGAUUGAAGGAGGUGGGACCGUUUUGAACGAGCUGUUAAAUCCCGAGUACACCAACUUUAUUGACUCAAUCAUCGUGACAGUAGCUCCUACCUACCUUGGUCACGGAGGUGUUGGGGUUAGUCCUGAGUCUAAACUGGAUCCUCAAGGUAAUCCCAAUGCUGCCUUAAAUCCACGCGACGUCAAAUGGACACCAUUAGGGCAAAACGUGAUCAUGUGUGGUAAAAUCCGCCUGCAGGAUAUGAGAGCCGGUGCUCCCCCUUAA